Rhizophagus irregularis DAOM 181602=DAOM 197198 is the source of this 1580-nucleotide messenger RNA. RefSeq lists its product as uncharacterized. The record is from RefSeq and is a predicted model, not a curated record. Gene Ontology annotation, cellular component: cytoplasm. Gene Ontology annotation, molecular function: protein binding. NCBI's taxonomy places the organism in Eukaryota, Fungi, Glomeromycota, Glomeromycetes, Glomerales, Glomeraceae.
AUGACGAGAGGAUAUUCAUUAGAAAAUGAUUUAAGAUUAUUAUUAAAUAAUCCAAAGUAUAGCGAUAUAGAGAUUUUAUGUAAAAAUGAAGAAAAAUUAUAUGGUUGUAGAGCGAUUUUAGCAGCAAGAUCCCAUGUAUUUGAUGGAUUACUUUAUAAUGGGAUGAAAGAAAGUUAUGAAAAUCAAAUUUCUUUUCCUACGAUCAAUUAUUCUGCGAUGGAGAUUAUAUUAGAACAUACUUAUACUGGAUCAAUUAAAGAAGAAUAUUUAACAAAAGAUAAUAUAAUUGAAGCUUUGUAUGCUGCGGAUUAUUUUCAAUUAUUAGAACUUCAAGAUUUUAUUAUGACAACUCUUAAAAAUACCUUAAGAAAAAAUUAUACAGAUAAUUAUUCACCGGAAUUAUUUUCUAAAGUUGUUGAAAUAAUACCAUUAACUGAAGAUAAUAUUCUUCUUAAUUUAUUGGUUGAAUCAGUAGCAAUUAUUCCAUUAAAUACUAUUGAAUUUGGUCGAUUGUCUAUUGCAGGUCUUGAAUAUCUUUUAUUUCGUACACAUGAAAAAGAAAUACCUUUCGCGACACCAGAAUAUGAAGUUUUUCGAUAUUGUGCUAUUCUUGCAGCAAAACAAGUUUCUAAUGACGCAUAUAAAACUCUUAUGGAACGUUUACCAACCUUAGAUUUAAUAAAGGAUUCAAUAAAAUCAGAAUAUAAAUAUAUUAUCAAUCGUCAAAUAGUCGCUAAAGAAUUGGAACCUUUGGUUAAAUUUAUUGAAUUUAGACGGAUCAAAGGUCAUAUAUUAGUUGAUAUUAUCGAACCAUUAGAAAUUAUUCCACCUGAAAUCAUUUUAAAUGUCUAUCGUCAUAAAACUAAAUCAAAUAUUUCUGAUUAUAAUAAUAUUCGUGGAAUACCAUUUGAUAUUAUGUGGGAUGAAACAGCAUGUGGAUCAAAACUUAUUAUAGAGGAAAAUAGAAAAAUCAUACAUGCAUCAAAUGAUUGUGAUCUACAUCAAAGUAUUAGAGGUAAAAUGAAAUUAGAAAAUAAAGGUAUCUUUGAAUGGGACGUUAUUGUUGAAAAAUAUUGUGAUUAUACUUGGGUUGGAAUAUGUUCAUCAGAAAAUUUUAAUUAUGAAACCUUUGCAGGAAAACAACCUACUGGUUGGGUAUUAGGUUCCAGUGGUUAUUGUUAUAAUUCUCAUAAUAGAUCAAAUUAUUGUCCAUCAUUUGGAGGUGGUACAAAAAUUACUGUUCAUUUAGAUAUGGAUAAAAGAACUUGUGCUUUUACAGUUAAUGGUAUAAAAUAUCCGGAGGUAUCAGAAUGGAAUAAUUUACCAUCAAAACUUUAUCCGGUAGCAUCAUUAUAUUAUCCUGGUCGUUUAAGAAUUCAAUCUCAUCAAAAAUCUGAACCAUCUUGAGAUAUUCUUGAAUAUUCGUUAUUAAAGUAAAUAGUUAACUGAUAACAACUAUUAAAACUUUAAUAAUCUAUAAAUAAAUUCAUUUUUUACGUUAAAAAUGACUUUGGAGAAAAUUUAUAAAUCACGAAAGUUUCCAACUUUCGUAUUAAUAAUCUAAAAUCAACGCUUACAUU